Molecule: messenger RNA, 3447 nt
Organism: Bicyclus anynana (squinting bush brown)
Lineage: Eukaryota; Metazoa; Arthropoda; Insecta; Lepidoptera; Nymphalidae
Gene: stv
Product: BAG domain-containing protein Samui
Exons: 3
Coding region: 210-2219 (669 amino acids)
Molecular function (GO): protein-folding chaperone binding
Source: RefSeq, a predicted model, not a curated record
UGGAAAAUGAUUGUUCUAGAAUGAGCACAUCGCUGUCAAAAAUUUAUCUGCUGACUGAAAACUACAUGUGAAACGCAUGAAAAAUUGUUUGGAAAUUGUGCUGGUGCUUUAGUGAAUGACACGAGUGUAAUUUUUAGAUCUAUAGUAAGUGUUUAGUUUUGCUGAAACGGUAUAUGUAUUUUUGAUUUAUAAAUUGUGAGAAAAGUGAAAUGCCCCUACGAGGAAGAAGUUUUCGCGGUUUCCCGUUCGACGAGGAGGAGGGCACGGGCGCGUGGAGCGAGCUAGCGGCGCGCCACCCGGACAUCGCGGCGCGACUGCGCCAGCGCCCCUCCACCUGGGCCAGGAAGCGGCGCCCCUCCAGCCAGGACGGCGUACACGACACAGCCGACAGUUUCGGUGAUUUCGACAGAUUCCCCUUCGACGACAUCCCGCAAGACUUCAGAGAACACUUCCCCUCGCAUUGGAACAGGAGGUUCGGCUCACGGGAGGAGCCCUUCCAGCAGCCGCCCAGCUCCCCGCCGCAGUCGCCGCAGCAGCAGACCAUCGCCACACAGACUGAGCACGACGCCGGGCCCUCGCACGACGAGCAGACCUUACCCCAGUACGGCCUACGGAACACAGUUGAUCUAGGACAAAAGAGCGCCACAGACCCCAGCGUCGUUGAUGCGGACGAGAGAGCGCACAGGUCUAUGUCAGCGCCCCCCGACCAACGCACAGUGAACCCCAACAGCAAAAUGAGCGGACACAACCAGGACCACCCGCACCCGCCGCCGCAGCCCGAGCAGCAUUCGAACGUCCGGCACAUCCCUAUAUUCGUAGAAGGCAGAGAUGAGCCCGUGAUAAACAGAUCCGUCGACCACGGUACUCACUACGCCGACCCCAAACCCACAUAUGUUCCUCCGCCUCAACCACAUAUCGAUAGAGAACAGUACUUCGCAGAUGAGGGUCCCGUUGGUUUCCCGUUCUCGAAGAAUUUCUUCAGGCAAUCGCCGCAACCUUUCACCAAACAAAAAAUGUACCCGCAAGCGUACGCCCGAGGUGGAUCGCCGCAAAGAUCUCAGUCGCCUAAACCUCAGAGUUAUCACGAGCACACCUCGCCGCGACAGGAAAUGCCGUCCAGACCGCAACAGAAGCAAGCCCCGCCGCAACAGAAGCAAUCUCCCCCACAACAGAGGCAGCCUCCUCAGCAACAAAAGCAACCAUCGCCUCAACAACGGCCGACUACCCCACAACGUGCGACUUCUCCCCAAGCCGCACACCACGAGCCGGCUCCGCCACAAACCCCGCCUCAACAGCAAGCUCCCUGCAACGAUUCCCUUAAACAAAUUCUCAGUAUUCAAGCAGACGUCCUCAAUCUCAUAACGGAAGUUGAAAACUUCAAGGGAACGAAAAAAGACAAACAUUAUUUAUACUUAGAUGAGAUGCUGACGAGGAAUCUCAUAAAGUUAGAUAACAUCGAGACAGAUGGCAAAGAGAGCAUAAGACAGGGUAGGAAGGAGGUAAUUAAGUGCAUUAACGAUUGUAUAGCAAUGCUUGAGAAGAAAGCUGAAAGUAGGGCCCUCACCACUCCUCCUCCGCAAGACGUGGAAAUGCAGAACAAUGCAAAUGAAGCUCCAGCUGUAGCAGAACAAGCCGUCCAGAAUGGUGACGUAGAAAUGAAAGAACCUACCAAAGAGGAAGAAAACGUCCAACCACAAGUAGAACAGCAGCAAUUACAGGAAAAUCCAACUUCACCACAAGCACCAGUAGAAGCAGAGAUGAAAGACGAGCAGAGACCAGAAGAAACAAAACAAGAAGAACAGCAGCCUACCGAGAACAAAGACGCUGCACAGACUCAAACAUCUGAACAACUACAACAAACAAAACAAGAAGAAGUUGUGCAAGAGCCACAACUUCCUCAAGAGGUUGUUGAGAAGAAACAGACCCCAAAGAAAACUGGAAAGAAACGGGACAAGAGCAAAGAUAAAAAAGAAGUUUCAAAGGAAAAUAAAAAAGAUGUCGUAGAUAAGAAAGAAGCAAAAGAUUGUAACGAUAAUAAAGAUAGCGUAGGUAAGACAGAAGUGAUUGAAAAUGUUGUAAAUAAAGAAGAAAUUGAAAAUAAAAAAGAAAUUGUAGAUAAUAAUGAAAAAAAGGAAGAAGUGAUGCAAGUUGACGUUAAAGGCGAUACAAAUAAACCCAAUUCGCAGGCGAUGGAAGUGGACAGUGCUGCUAGUCAAUAAAUUUAGUUUGCGUUAGUGAAUUGUUGUAGCCACACGGCUAGACGCCGUCGCACGAGGCCUACUACUAGAGCCCUGAUUCUGGAUGACAUCCAAAUUUUAAUGAUUCACUAAACUUUGAUAUUUCUCAGUGCACUCAAAAAAUGUGGUUUUAAUAUUGUGUUGUAGUCUCAACGCCUGUUUUUUUAGCAUAAAUGAUUAUAUUUGUAUUAGAGUAGGAAUACUCUGUAUGUAAAUAAAUAAAGUUGAGAUGAUCAUAAGUUUGUUGCAAGAACUGAUCCAUACUUAGGGGUUAAUUUGUUGGUUAAACAUGCAAUUCACCUAAAACGAAUUUGCACGACAUAGUAAAGUAGGCGUCCACAUAUCCGCAUUGCAUUAAACGAUUUUUAAAUUUUACGGUAAAUAAAAUCCGUACGAUGCGGAUCAGUAGACGCACUUGUAUGACUUUUUAUACAAAGAAUACUGCAAUCCGUUUUGAUGCGAUGCGUCCGAUACGGAUAUGUGGACGCCUACCAUUAGUCAACUGCAUAAUUUUUACUUACCUAGCUUUUUCCACUUUCGAUCAUGCCUACAAUUUAGGCUCAACCAUUAAUUGCACCUGCCAACUAGUUCACGUUCAAGGUCAAUUCAAGGUUAAGGAGAGCUAACGAUUUGAAUGUCAUGCAGAAUAUAUAAAGCAAAAAUCAGGGGUAUCCACCCAGCCUUUUAAUUCUUAGUGUUAAUUCUUUGUGCAUAUGAGCUGUAACACUGGUUGCCACCUUGUAUUGUUUAUGUUUGUACAUUUGAAAGCUAUGCAUUUAUUUGGCAACAUUUGAUGCGCAACAUGUAAUUUUUCGUAUUCAAUUUGAGCGACAGUUGUCUGUAAAUAAUAAUACUACAUAUCACAUAACCAUGUGAUAAGUAUUGUAACGUUGAUAAUAAUAGUAUAGUUUAUACUUAUAUGUCCAAGGUUUAUACUAACAACAGUAUUACUAGACUAUUAGAAAACACUGUAAUUCUUUAUCCUUCUACUGCUUUGAUGCAGGUUUUUUUUAAUGUUGCUUGUUGUACGUCAAAUAUUGCCAUGUGAAAACGUGGCUUAUUUUUUUUUAAUAACGCAACGUCGCAUUAUAGAUGCUGUCCUUUAGGGUUUAAAAUGGUCUCCUCUUAUUUAAAAUCCUAAUAUUUAAUUAAUUUAUUGUUUAUCAUAACUUGAUAACACAAUUUUUCUCAAUAAAUGAUGAUAUAUUAA